AAUAUUUUUUAUUUAGCAACAAAACAUUUAAUUGCAAUCUAAGUGAACAAAAAAUAUCACUGUUGGAAUAUUUUUUUAAUUUUAAGUGUGUAAAACUGCAGUCGCAAAAUGAGCUUCUUUGGAAAAAUGUUCGGUGGCAAAAAGGAUGUGGCGCCUACAACUGGCGAGGCUAUACAGAAACUUCGUGAAACGGAAAAUAUGCUUAUUAAAAAACAAGAGUUUCUGGAGUCUAAAAUCGAAGAAGAAUUAAAUAUUGCUAGGAAAAAUGCAUCGAAAAACAAAAGAGUGGCGUUGCAAGCGCUUAAAAAAAAGAAGCGUUUGGAGAAGCAGUUACAGCAAAUAGAUGGAACGUUGUCUACAAUUGAGAUGCAGCGUGAGGCUCUGGAAAGCGCCAAUACAAAUACCGCAGUUUUGACCACGAUGAAAAAUGCGGCUGAUGCACUGAAGGCCGCACAUAAAAAUAUGGAUGUGGAUAAUGUGCAUGAUAUGAUGGAUGACAUUGCCGAGCAACAAGAUGUGGCGCGUGAAAUUUCUGACGCUAUAUCAAACCCCGUCGCGUUUGGUGCUGACCUAGAUGAUGAGGACCUAGAGCGUGAAUUAGAUGAAUUGGAGCAAGAAGAAUUCGAUAAGAAAGUUAUUGGUAUUCCUGAGCCAAACGUUACAUUGCCUGAAGUACCGGCGGAUGAGAUGCCAGAGAAAAUCCCAGAGAAAAAGAAAGCUCCGGCUCCUGCCACCUUGACUGCAGAAGAGGAAAAUGAUCCUGACAUGAAGCAAUUGCUUUCUUGGGCUAACUAAUGCUUUGAUGGAUAUUAAACUCAAAACACGAUCAUAUAUUAGUCGUUUCGAAUUAGAAUUUAAAAAACGUAUGAGCACUGUAGGCGACAGAGAAUGGAAAAGUAAAAUAUAUACAAAUCUUCUAUAAGAAGCUUUUAUUACAUGUCAGUAAUAUAAA
Molecule: messenger RNA, 952 nt
Organism: Ceratitis capitata (Mediterranean fruit fly)
Lineage: Eukaryota; Metazoa; Arthropoda; Insecta; Diptera; Tephritidae
Gene: shrb
Product: charged multivesicular body protein 4b
Exons: 5
Coding region: 109-795 (228 amino acids)
Biological process (GO): vesicle budding from membrane; late endosome to vacuole transport via multivesicular body sorting pathway
Cellular component (GO): cytoplasmic side of plasma membrane; ESCRT III complex; multivesicular body
Source: RefSeq, a predicted model, not a curated record